UCUCCUCUCCUCUCCUCUCCUCUCCUCUCCUCUCCUCUCUCCUCACUGCGUGUCGCGCGCAGGGGAGCUCCGUCAGAUGGAGACUCCGGAAAGUCUCGCGCAUUUCCGCGUCGAACUCCGCAUGAAUACGGUUCAUCCUGCGGAUACACAGUCACAUUUAUUUCACUUAUCGCUUCGUGCAGACGGCCGUCAGGUGGAUUUCAUCGCCGUGAUCGGUGUUCGUCAUGGCUCGUGAGCGGCGCGUGGAUUACACUCGACUCUGACGAGGCCUUGCCGAAGACUGGGGAGCAUGUAAGAAAUGAAGACAAAUAAUGAAAUGCAGAUUUAAAACUAUGACGAAUAGACAGGACACGUGACCCCCUGAAGGUAAAGCUUGAACCUUUUCUUUUUUUUAAAUGUUGCUUCUAUGUCAGUAUGUCACUAUCAGACUGCAAACAUGGGAGCAACCCCCAAACGGACCACACGUACAGCCUCCACAGCUUGCCCUUGAGCAAGGACUAUGGAAAAAGGCCGAUGAGGACAUUGUUUGACAUCAGGCGGUUAUCACUGACGAACCUGCGAAGCAUCUCAAAAGUCAAAGUGGUCAGCUUUCUGAUGGGCUUGACUCUGAUGUUCCUCAUCAUGGCUUCCCACGUCCUGACGUGGGACAGGAAAGGGCUUUUGCUCACCCCCUCACCCUUUCAGCCUAUCAGACAUGUGGUCGUCCCGACCGGCAAGGCGGCAGCCAAAGUUUUGUCUGAAAAUAAUUUAAUAGAUGUGAAGCUGCUGGUGAAAAUCAUCGGCUCCAGACUGGAAUACACACCCAGGAAGGUGCCCGAUGAAAAGGACGUCGUUGGAACUGCCUCCCAUAUGUUUUCUGUAAUUCCUCGCCAUUUCCUGCCCGGCGUCAAAAGCCCUUGCUGGUAUGAGGAGUUCUCCGGUGAGCUCAGCGCUGAUCCAUACAGGAGGAACCACUACGCCCUGCGCACAAAGAGCUUCAGGACUGUGUGUGACCACCUGAGGACCAGCUUCCGCCAGCACUUACACCACAGCGGUGGCGCACUGUUUCGUCUGCGCUGCUUGCCGUUCUUCUACAUCGUCGGCCAGCCGAAGUGCGGCACAACUGACUUGUUCUACAGGCUGCUGCUGCACCCGGAGGUCAAGUUCAACACGAUAAAGGAGCCACACUGGUGGACCAGGAAGCGCUUCGGUUAUAUACGUUUCAAAGAUGGCUUCCAGGAAACAUUUCCUGUGGAAGAUUACCUGGAUCUAUUUGACUUGGCAGCCCACAACAUCCAAAAAGGAAUCAGUGGAAAUUCAUCUGGAGACCACCGCGCACUCAUAACAGGUGAAGCCAGUGCAUCCACGAUGUGGGAUAACCAAGUCUGGAGCUACCUUCACAGAGACAUGGAGGAGACGGAGACACCGUUCCUGGCCCAGGACUUCAUCCACAAAGUCCAGCCCGGGGCCAAAAUCAUCAUCAUGCUUAGAGAUCCAGGAGAGAGACUUUAUUCUGACUACCUGUACUUUAAGAUGGCCAACAAGUCAACGGAGGACUUCCAUCAGAAGGUCGUAGAAUCUGUACAGUUGUUUCAGUCCUGCCUGUCUGAGAGGUCACUUCGAUCCUGCGCCUACAACACCAGCCUCUCCAACGCCAUGCCGGUGAGGCUACAUUUGGGGAUGUACGUUGUCUUCUUGCUGGACUGGCUGACAGUUUUCCAAAGCGAGCAGAUUCUAGUUCUUCGCCUCGAGGACUAUGCAGCCAACUUCAAAGUGACAAUCAAGAAAGUUUUUGAUUUUCUCAGAUUAAGUCCUCUGUCGGAGCAGGUGGAGGCAGCACUGUACAAACGGCCCAAAUCCAACACCCGGCGGACGGCAGACAGGAACCUGGGUCACAUGCUUCCAGCCACCAGUGACCUCCUCAGGGGAUUUCACCAACCCUUCAACCAUAAACUGGCCAGCGUGUUGGACAACAAGGCCUUCCACUGGAGUAAUGCACCUGAAGAGGCAUGAGCGUGCACGAGAAUGUGGAUGGCCGUGAAUGCACCACCAGAGCAAGAAGCUAAAGCAGCAAUGCCAAACGAUAUAAAUAAAUGUACAGUGGGAGAACUCAAAGGUUAUAACUGGGGUUAUAUGAAGGUCCGAAUAAGUACGGGUUUUGUUUGUAAUAUUUGUAUAUGCUCUUGAAAGAAUGUGAGUGACUCAUUGAGUCAAGAUGAUAAUAAUAAGAACAAUAAGCUGAAUUUGUGUUUUAUGUUUUUACAGGGUUGAACAAGACAUUUUUAUCACUGCUGAUUAAAAUCCACAAAAUGCAAUGCAAAUUCAUUAAUCUACACGUCUGGAUCAAGUUUGCAGUUAAUUUAUGCUCCAAAAGGCUGAGCUGAAUAUCAUGUGGUCAUGGUACUGUGGUUUGAUUUAGGCUUUUAUAAAAAAUAAAAAAAACCUCCUUUCCUCAGAUGACAGUCCUCCCUUGAAAGGGACACAAUAUUAUUGUAAUGACUUCACAAAUGACAAACAAUGUAAGUUGUCAAGGAACAUUUUGAAAGUCCAAAUAUUUCAAUACCAGAAGUUGAAGUUGAUGUGCUGGGAUUAGUCACAAGAGGGCACUCAAACUCAAUAUUGUAGUCGCUCAACACCCAAACACUCCACAGGCCUGCUGUGAUACAUGAAAAUACAGCCAUGGCUGUUUAAGCUUCCCCAUACUGAAUAAUUUCCUCUGUAAGUUAUGGGGAUUUCCUAUACAGUAUCAUGUAUGUAUGGUACAUAGAAAAAACCCAAAUACAGUGUAACCAAAGCAGGCGGAUGGAGUCCUGGGGUGAUUUAAUAUUUAUCGCAUGCAAUGAUACCUGAUGACCUGACUCCACCUUCCAGGAACCAGGCGGAACGCUGCAAUCAAAUUCCUCCAGGUGAUCAAAGACAAUUGGAUAUAUAAUUAGACGUAUUUGUAAUCAGUUUUAAUCCUAUUUAUUUAGAAAAUCACAUUGCAAUUCAAUGCGUAAAAAAAAUGUUGCACCCACAGAAAUGUACCUUACGGCCCACACUAUUCGUCUUAAUCGGAUUAAAUAUCCCAGCUGUGCUUAAUAAAGACUUUGGGAGCAUGAAUGUGUGUGGAAACCUGUUUUUAGAUAUGCAUUUUUCUUUUCUGUAAUUUACACUGAAAGCAAAACAAACUUGAUAUUGUAUCCAUAAACGAUCCAUAAUUAUUUAGUUGAUUUUAUCAUAUUGUGUAUGUUAUCAUGAUAUUGAUAACGUCGCGUGUCAUGCUUAUUCAAGCAUUGCUUGCAAAGCUUUCAUAAAAAUGAAAAUGCCACUGCCACGGAAAUAGUUAUCUGCUUGUGAAUUGUGAAUAAUACUUGUCAAUAUAUUGUUAUUAGGAGUUGGUUCAUCGAGAUAAGCAGCAGGUGGUGCCCAUUCUCCAGUUGUAAAACCACCACGGCAGAAGAAGAGUUGGACCUCAAACUCAAAUUGUGGAAAAACAAUGUAGAACUCCGUGUAAACAAGAAAUUUAUUUUUGUUUUUCAUGUAUUAGCCUGAUGGGUUACCCUAAACUAAAGGUUAUAUCAGAUCUGUAUGGAUUGAUGAGGAGCUGCUAUUUUCCGCCUCUAAUGUGCAGCAGAAGCUCCAGGUCACGUGCUUCAGGUAUACGUCAUCAUUUAUUUGCUCAUUCUGUUUUUAUUAUAUCAACUUUUCUACCUCAGCCGAGCAUGAGAACUUUCUCGCAAUACUUCAAAUGCUUUUUAAAUAAAAUUUCUUUUCAUGCACAAAUUAAACAUUUGCAUAAAAAUAGGCGAAC
Molecule: messenger RNA, 3772 nt
Organism: Cyclopterus lumpus (lumpfish)
Lineage: Eukaryota; Metazoa; Chordata; Actinopteri; Perciformes; Cyclopteridae
Product: carbohydrate sulfotransferase 15-like
Exons: 8
Coding region: 415-1992 (525 amino acids)
Biological process (GO): hexose biosynthetic process
Molecular function (GO): N-acetylgalactosamine 4-sulfate 6-O-sulfotransferase activity
Source: RefSeq, a predicted model, not a curated record